This is a messenger RNA of Cydia pomonella (codling moth), 1460 nucleotides long. Its product is annotated as tRNA pseudouridine(38/39) synthase. Gene Ontology annotation, biological process: tRNA pseudouridine synthesis; mRNA pseudouridine synthesis. Gene Ontology annotation, cellular component: nucleus; cytoplasm. Gene Ontology annotation, molecular function: pseudouridine synthase activity; RNA binding. The coding region runs from base 90 to 1403 and encodes 437 amino acids. Lineage: Eukaryota; Metazoa; Arthropoda; Insecta; Lepidoptera; Tortricidae. The transcript is spliced from 10 exons. The record is from RefSeq and is a predicted model, not a curated record.
CAUAUGUCAAUGUCAUAGCAUUGGCAUGCAAGUGUAUUGAGUUUGUAAACACUCUUUUUAAUACUUAAUAUAAUAAAAUACCAAAUAAAAUGGACAUAGUGCCUCCUAAACCGAAGAAGUUUAAAAGUGCGACCAGAGAAGAGCUACUAAAUUUGAGUAAAGAUGAUUUGGUGGAUAAAAUAAUGCAAUUAGAAGCUCAUAAUGCACAGCUGAAGAAUAUAAUUAGUAAAAAUAUAUCUGGCGUUGAGGAGACUGAGCGAAAAAGGAAGAAACCAUUUGAUUUUAGCAAAUGCCAAUACCGCAGAGUCCUUCUCCGCAUUCUGUAUUUUGGAUGGGACUACCAAGGGCUCGCUGUGCAGGAGGACACCACGCAGACCAUAGAGCAUUAUCUCUUUCACGCGCUAACCAAGUCCUGCCUGAUACAGAGCCGUGAGACAUCACAGUACCAUAGAUGCGGGCGGACGGAUAAGGGAGUCAGUGCCUUUGGGCAGGUCAUAUCGAUAUCACUGCGUAGCAACCAGGGCGAAAAUGGCGACGUCGCUAAAGAGAUGCCGUACUGCAAGAUCUUGAACCGACUGCUGCCUAAAGACAUCAGGGCGGUCGCUUGGAUGCCUAUACCGAGUGACAAACCUGAAUAUAGUGCUAGAUUCGAUUGCACUCAACGCCAAUACAAAUACUACUUCUCCCUCGGUGCGCUAAACUUAACUGCCCUGCGCGCCGCGUGCGCGCAGCUCCCGGGCGCGCGCGACUUCCGCCAUCUUUGCAAGAUGGACGUCGGCAAUGGCGUCACGCAGUUUGUCAGGGAGCUGAAAACGGCGGAGAUAUUGCCGGUGGACGAAGAAGGAGAUAGCCCUUACACAAUGUACUACCUACUGAUAGAAAGCAACGCGUUCCUCUGGCAUCAGAUACGAUGUAUUAUGGGCGUCCUACUUCUAGUCGGACAAGGCAAGGAGUCGCCAGAUGUCAUUACCGAGCUGUUGGAUAUUGAGAAAAACCCUAGGAAACCACAAUACAGCAUGGCGCUGGAUGUCCCACUAAACCUGUUCCAUUGCACCUACGAUUUGGAACAAACGCAUAAAUGGAUAUAUGAUAGGGAAGAACUCAAAACGGUCAUAGCUCAGUUGCAGGGAGAAUGGACUAUCCAUAAUAUCAAGUCCACCAUGAUACGAGACGCCCUUCAUCAACUAGAAAAACAAUACGAAGACACGUGUAAGAGCGAGACGAUAGAGUUAGAAAGAGACAGAGUCACAGCACACACGGAUUGUCUACUACAGGGCGUGAAACCUAAGGUUUAUAAACCUCUUUUGGAAAGACAGACUUGUUCAACUCUAGAAGAAAGGAUAGAAUAUUACAAGAAGAAAAGAAAAGUACGAAACGAUGGCGAUGUCAGCUCAGAUGUUUAAUAUAAGUUAUUGUUAUAUGUUUAAGUACAUAUGUAAUAAAUAUACAUUUUCAACACA